UGGGCGGUGCACAGGGACCGGGUGGGGGUCAGCGGCCUUCGAGUCCGCGGCCUUCGAGUCUUGGGGCGGCGGCGGCGGCGGGCGCGGGCGCGGGCACGGGCACGGGGCGGGGCGCUUAGCGGGCAGGAGGCGCGCGCCUGGCGGCGGAGUGCGGCGGGAGGCCGGGCCCGCGCGGCCAUGAACCUAGAGCGGCUGCGGAAGCGCGUCCGGCAGUACCUCGACCAGCAACAGUACCAGAGUGCUCUAUUUUGGGCAGAUAAAGUAGCUUCACUCUCUCAUGAGGAACCCCAGGACAUCUAUUGGUUGGCUCAAUGUCUUUACCUGACAGCACAAUAUCACAGAGCCGCCCAUGCACUUCGGUCACGAAAACUGGACAAAUUGUAUGAAGCAUGUCGUUACCUUGCAGCUAGGUGCCAUUAUGCUGCAAAAGAGUACCAGCAGGCUCUUGAUAUUCUUGAUAUGGAAGAGCCAAUCAACAAAAGAUUAUUUGAAAAGUACUUGAAGGAUGAAAGUGGCUUCAAAGAUCCCUCCAGCGACUGGGAAAUGUCACAGUCUUCAAUAAAGAGUUCUAUUUGUCUUCUACGCGGGAAAAUCUAUGAUGCUCUAGAUAACCGAACCCUGGCUACCUACAGCUACAAAGAAGCUUUGAAGCUUGAUGUCUACUGUUUUGAAGCAUUCGAUCUUUUAACGUCACACCACAUGUUGACAGCACAAGAAGAAAAAGAACUUCUUGAAUCACUACCUCUUAGCAAGCUGUGUAAUGAAGAACAGGAAUUGCUGCGUUUUCUAUUUGAGAACAAAUUGAAAAAAUAUAAUAAGCCUAGUGAAACGGUCAUCCCUGAGUCUGUAGAUGGCUUGCAAGAGAAUCUGGAUGUGGUAGUGUCUUUAGCUGAGAGACAUUAUUAUAACUGUGAUUUUAAAAUGUGCUACAAGCUUACUUCUGUAGUAAUGGAGAAAGAUCCUUUCCAUGCAAGUUGUUUACCUGUACAUAUAGGGACGCUUGUAGAGCUGAAUAAAGCCAAUGAACUUUUCUAUCUUUCUCAUAAACUGGUGGAUUUAUAUCCUAGUAAUCCUGUGUCUUGGUUUGCAGUGGGAUGUUACUAUCUCAUGGUCGGUCAUAAAAAUGAACAUGCCAGAAGAUAUCUCAGCAAAGCCACAACACUUGAGAAAACCUACGGACCUGCAUGGAUAGCCUAUGGACAUUCAUUUGCGGUGGAGAGUGAGCACGACCAAGCGAUGGCUGCUUACUUCACAGCAGCACAGCUGAUGAAAGGGUGUCAUUUGCCUAUGCUGUAUAUUGGAUUAGAAUAUGGUUUGACCAAUAACUCAAAACUAGCUGAAAGGUUCUUCAGCCAAGCUCUGAGCAUCGCACCGGAAGACCCUUUUGUUAUGCAUGAAGUCGGCGUGGUUGCAUUUCAGAAUGGAGAAUGGAAAACAGCCGAAAAAUGGUUUCUUGAUGCUUUGGAAAAAAUUAAAGCAAUUGGGAACGAGGUAACAGUUGACAAAUGGGAACCUUUGUUGAACAACUUGGGGCAUGUCUGCAGAAAACUUAAAAAGUAUGCUGAGGCCUUGGAUUACCACCGUCAGGCACUGGUGUUGAUUCCUCAGAACGCAUCCACCUACUCUGCUAUUGGAUAUAUCCACAGUCUGAUGGGCAACUUUGAAAAUGCUGUGGACUACUUCCACACAGCCCUUGGUCUUAGGCGAGAUGAUACAUUUUCUGUUACAAUGCUUGGUCAUUGCAUCGAAAUGUACAUUGGUGAUUCUGAAGCUUAUAUCGAUGGAGUUUCGCUCUUGUUGCCCAGGCUGGAGUGCAAUGGCGCAACCUCGGCCCACCGCAACCCCUGCCUCCCAGGUUCAAGCGAUUCUCCUACCUCAGCCUCCCGAGUAUCUGGGAUUACAGGAGCAGACAUUAAAGACAAAUUAAAAUGUUAUGACUUUGAUGUGCAUACAAUGAAGACACUAAAAAACAUUAUUUCACCUCCGUGGGAUUUCAGGGAAUUUGAAGUAGAAAAACAGACUGCAGAAGAAACGGGGCUUACGCCAUUGGAAACCUCAAGGAAAACUCCAGAUUCCAGACCUUCCUUGGAAGAAACCUUUGAAAUUGAAAUGAAUGAAAGUGACAUGAUGUUAGAGACAUCUAUGUCAGACCACAGCACGUGACUCCAGUCAGUGGUCCUGGUCCCACUGUCCCAGUGUAGGUUAGUAUUCCCUCACAUCCUCUCCAUGGCUUAAGGAUGUCCCACUUCCUAACGUGACUCCAAACUGCAUCUCUACAUUUAGGAACAGAGACCUGCCUUAAGAGACUGGAUCGCACACCUUGGCAACAGAUGUGUUCUGAUUCUCUGAACCUACAAAAUAGUUAUACAUAGUGGAAUAAAGAAGGUAAACCAUC
This is a messenger RNA of Pongo pygmaeus (Bornean orangutan), 2395 nucleotides long. RefSeq names its product cell division cycle 16 (gene CDC16). Gene Ontology annotation, cellular component: anaphase-promoting complex; cytoplasm. The transcript is spliced from 19 exons. Gene Ontology annotation, biological process: positive regulation of mitotic metaphase/anaphase transition; cell division; protein ubiquitination. The record is from RefSeq and is a predicted model, not a curated record. Gene Ontology annotation, molecular function: protein binding. Bases 178 to 2163 code for a protein of 661 amino acids. Lineage: Eukaryota; Metazoa; Chordata; Mammalia; Primates; Hominidae.